This is a messenger RNA of Alligator mississippiensis (American alligator), 4872 nucleotides long. RefSeq names its product prolylcarboxypeptidase (gene PRCP). Bases 40 to 1497 code for a protein of 485 amino acids. Gene Ontology annotation, molecular function: serine-type exopeptidase activity; dipeptidyl-peptidase activity. Gene Ontology annotation, biological process: proteolysis; regulation of blood vessel endothelial cell migration; negative regulation of systemic arterial blood pressure. The record is from RefSeq and is a predicted model, not a curated record. Lineage: Eukaryota; Metazoa; Chordata; Crocodylia; Alligatoridae. The transcript has 9 exons.
AGUGGGCGACAGCGGUGGCGCGCCUCAUAGGAGUUCGCGAUGCGGUUAACGUCGGGGUGCCCUGUCCUUCCCAUAUUCCUCUUCCUUCUCCUCCUGGGGCUGCUGAGCCCCGGCCGCGCCCGCCGCCCGCCCGCGGCCUCCCGCCCGGCUGCCUCCUACCGCACCUGCCACCUCCCGCAGCAGGUUGAUCACUUUGGAUUUGUUGAAAAUCGUACAUUCCAGCAGCGGUACCUAAUAGCAGACCAGCACUGGAAGAAAGAUGGUGGAUCAAUACUCUUCUAUACUGGCAAUGAAGGAGAUAUCACAUGGUUUUGCAAUAACACAGGUUUUAUGUGGGAAGUGGCUGAAGAGCUUAAUGCCAUGUUAGUAUUUGCUGAACAUAGAUACUAUGGAGAAUCCCUGCCCUUUGGAAACAAGUCUUUCAGUGAUUCCAAACAUCUGAAUUACUUGACAUCAGAGCAAGCUUUGGCAGACUUUGCGAUACUAAUUCAGCACAUCAGGAAGACAAUCCCAGGAGCCCAAAACACUCCUGUGAUUGCCAUAGGGGGGUCAUAUGGAGGGAUGCUUGCAGCCUGGCUUAGAAUGAAAUAUCCUCAUGUAGUAGAUGGAGCUCUUGCAGCCUCAGCCCCAAUAUGGCAGUUUCAGGAUUUGGUUCCCUGCAGUGUUUUCAACAGGAUAGUGACUAACGACUUCAAGAAGAGUGGGAAAGGCUGUUCAGAAAGCAUCCGAAAUUCUUGGGAGGCUAUUAAACGUGUCUCCUCUACAGGUGAAGGCUUGCAGUGGCUUUCCAGUGCAUUUCACUUAUGUAGCCCAUUGAAAUCCUCACAAGAUGCUGCUGCAUUGAAAGCUUGGCUGAGUGAGACGUGGGUAAAUUUGGCAAUGGUAAACUAUCCAUAUAAAGCUGACUUCUUGCAGCCUCUGCCUGCUUGGCCUAUUCAGGUGGUUUGCAAGUUCCUGAAAGAUCCCAGUCUGUCAGACAAACUAUUGCUACAGAACAUUUUCCAGGCAGUAAAUAUCUACUACAAUUACUCAGGAGUUGCAUCGUGCCUUAACAUAUCUCAUACUGCAACAAAGAACCUUGGGGAAGUGGGCUGGUACUAUCAGGCUUGCACGGAGAUGGUGAUGCCCAUGUGCACAGAUGGUGUCAAUGACAUGUUUGAGCCUCAGAAGUGGGAUUUCCAGGCAUUCUCUGAAGAGUGUUUCAAACUGUGGGGUGUGAGGCCUCGUCCAUCAUGGAUUACUUCAGUUUAUGGAGGGAAGAACAUCAGUUCUCACAGUAACAUCAUUUUCAGCAAUGGUGGACUGGACCCAUGGUCUGGAGGUGGAGUGACUCAGAACAUCACAAACUCUUUAGUUGCCAUUGUGAUUCCUGAAGGAGCUCAUCACUUGGACCUGCGCAGCAGUAACCCUUGUGAUCCCAAAUCUGUGCGGCAAGCCCGGGCCUUGGAAGUUCACUAUAUGAAGCAAUGGAUUGAAAAGGCCAGACAAAGGCACUAAAGUGGCUACAGUAACUGCCAUCAUUACCUCCCAUUGACUUUAGUGGGUGCAGGAUCAGGCCUUCAUUGCAGUUACAUACAGUCUUUUCACCUGUGCUUCCUUUUUUCCUUUAAUGCUUAUAUAUACUCUUUCUCAGCACUGUGCCUGUCAGUGGGGGUAGGUAGGAGGUCAAAGUGUAUGGGUUGAGCUGCCUGCUAUAGCUUGCUUCCCUAUUUUGCCACUAUCAACUACUGUGGGUAUCCUCUCUGCAACACCCCUGUUUUUGGCCUAUUCCUGGAAGGCCUUAUAUCCUUACAAGAUUAGCCUUCUUGUUGCUAAUGAAAUAUGCAUUAUUAGACCAAGUCAAUUCAGAUCAUUUGACUUCAAGUGGAUUGAAUAUUAGGGACAGGUGCUCAGCUGGUAUAAACUGUACAAGCUUAAAUUUGGGGUGUGGAAUCCAGUAAUUUUGGAGAGGGAACAAAACUACAUUGGGAUAUUGGUUUGUGGGAGAAAGUUAUUUUUAAGCCAAACUUUGGGACUCUGCCAGAAAAUAGGUACACUUUUUUUUUCAUGGUUUUCAACAGUUUGUUAACCAAAGUUGUCAUGUGUGACUUUUUUUCCUUUCUGCUCACUAUGAAGCUUUUUUUUUUUUUUUUUCUGAUUAAUUCUUUGAAUGUCUGGCUGGGUAUAACUUCUGUUUUUGUUCUCCUUCCUUCCCUGCUGCUUCCCUUACCCCUAUGAUACCAGCCACUGUGGUAGUGUUAGAAAAAUCCUGGGUAUUUUCAUCCCCUCUCUCUUGUUGCUGUCUUACAAAUACUUAGUUUUUCCAGGGCAGCACUGGGCAACUCCAGAUUGUUCUCUCGAAGAGUGACAAAUAAUUGAGGUUGUGCCUUGUUUUCUUUUUCUUCUGUCUAUUGAUGAGAUUCUGCAUGGUUUGGUAACUGAUGGUGCUUUAAUAAAAGCCUUUUAAAAUUGUUUGCAGGACAAACUAUUUGGAACACAGAAUAGAGCUCUCCUGUUGGGAGAGUAUUAGCCUGAAAGCGGGAGGCUGUGCUCAGCAGGCCAGGUGCACUCCAAGGCUUUUUAUAGAGCUUCUAAAAGAGUCAACCAGCCCCUAGUCAUGGAGACUGUAUACUUGAUAUUAAUAAAUGACUGAGGCAAGUCCCUUCAUCUUUCAGCUUCAUUCAUACUGAAACCCUUCUUCCAUAGGCUAAUAAGGCUGGGCCAUCCAUUCCAGAUAAGCUGAACACCAUGUAGAACCCAAGUCUCUUAACAUCCCAGUUCCAGUUUCUCAGCUUCUUUUUUUGCUGCUAUGCUUCCUACAGUGUGCUUGUCUUUCUUUUCUCCAGUUCUGUCUCUAUCAUCUACCACUUUCUGGGAACAAAGUGUGCCUCAUUCUGAACCUUUUUUUUACACUUCAGUAAAUCUGGUCCCUCUUGUUGGUGGAACUCUUGGCUUAUCCCUGUUUUGCUCCAGUGUUCUAGAAAAGGUUGCUUUGAACAAGGAGGCCUUUAUGUUCAGGUUCAGCAGUCUGGACCUUUCAUGCUCUUUCUUUAGCAGGUAAUCACUUUGGAGACUAGAGAGAGUGACGCCAGGGAAGAAUCUGAGAGGAAGGGGAAGAGCUCUUUAGAGCUCCACUGAAAUCUGUCAGCUGUUGGUAAUCUCCAUUCAAAUGGGGCCAUUUUCUAGCACUGUGAUGCAAAUGUGUUCCUAGUAUCUAUCUGUGUGUGUGUGUGUGUGUGUGUAUCUACAAUAAAACCAUGGCCUCUAUUUUGUUGCGCCAUACAAUGUUUUUUAGCUUUUUGGUCAAAUAAGAAAUGGACACUUCCUACAACCACUGCAGGAAAAGAAAGUUAAACCUGAAGUGCAAUCAGUAGCCUAUGGGUGUACGUAGGUUUCUAAUUAACACUUUAAUUCGAUAGCUAAGAAGGGGAUUUGCAGGCAAGUAUAAACACUUAGAAUACACAGUACUCAUAACAAAGAGAAAAUAAUGGCCUCUUCCAUUCGAGUACACAGUGCCGUGGACUCGGAGUACAGAGUUCAACGAUUAUACAGAGAGAGAUUGUGGGUUAUGCAGGAGGGGCAUUAUUAUAGUUCCCAAGUAGCCACCAUUGUAGGUUAUGUCAUAUAGCUUCCUUCCAGUAGUUGGCACAUGGUCUCUCCAAGAAAGCAGAAGAUUUCCAUUUGUUGGAUCCAGAGGUGGUAAAAUGAAAGUCUGGAAGACACUUAAGUAUAAAUUUUUCAAAAACAAAUUAUUGUUUUCCCUCUGAACCUGAUUUUUUUAAUAACCUUUUUAUUUGGAAGAUGAGGGGAGUGUAAGGGAUGGGGGAAGGACACAAAGAAAAAUCUCUUGAAUAUAAAUCCUUUCAGUGGCAGGACACUUUUUUUUUUUUUUUUUAAUAGCCCUCAUUUCCCUGUGUUACCUGUGGCAAGUUAGGCUGUGUUUGAUUUUUUUGGGCUAUCUCUGGUAGUUGUAUGAGAGGCUUGUUUUGUGAAUUUUUAAAGAGUAGAUUAGAGAGAUGUGCCUAGGGUUUAGGUGGGAUUUAUUUUUGCCAUGAGCAGGGAGUUGGACUAGAUAACCUCUGGAGGUCCUUUCCAGCUGUACUUUUUCUAUGAAUUUUUGCACCUCCCCCCACUUUUUCUUGAAACAUUCCUGAAACCAUUCCCCUUUUGAAUAAAGGCAAUCUUUCAAUGAUAAUGAGAAGAUUUUUUUUUUUUUUUUUUAAUAAGUCACCUCUAUCUAGUCUUUUGCUUCAGAAGAGAGAAUUUGUCUUUGUUAGAUGUUCUGUCAUGUUGCUGUAGUAUUGGGGACCCUCCCGUUGACUCCACUGAGCUUUAGAUCUCAGAUCUUUAUCACAUUAGUGUUUUUUGGCUUUUGAUGGAGGCAAUCACUCUGAUCUAUUUUGUUUGUGUUUUUUUCUUUUUGGCCUUCAGACUAAUAGACAACCUCUCUACCUCUUCCUUUUUGAAAAGCCUUUUAGACCUCAUCUGAACUUUCAUACAUUAGGGAAUGACCUUCAUCAAUGAUUAGCUACCUCAUUUUGAAAUGUAACUUUCCUGCUGUGGCAUGCAGGUUAGAUGAUCAAGUGCCAUAAUAAGAUCAUUCAUUUUAUCCCCGGUGUCAUGAUAGGUCCAUGUCUCAUGCUAUUUGCAUCACCUAAGAUAUUCUUGGCAUCACACAUUCAAUAUUGUCCCCUGUACCGCGAGUUCUUAUUUUAAGGUGUGUUGCCUUUUGGGGGUGGAGAAAUGCAACAGACAAAGAAUUAAAAGUUUUACUUGAAGGGUAAUGAGAUGCUUUGGAAGACCAGUAAAUAUGAAUCUUAUGGAAAUUGAAAUCUGUAUUGUAAUUUAAAUGUACUGCAACAUGUUAUAAAUAAAUGAAUAUGAAGUUGUGAA